AAGCUUUUACUGAAUUAGGGUAGAGAUGCCGCACAAGCCCAAACACAUAUAUGUGCAUUCCAGUGGUACGACUACCUCCAUACGCUUACAGUGGUGUAGGGCAUGUAUAGGCCCCACAUAUGAAGGCCAUCCAACCUGUCAGUCAGCUAUGUCACAUCAUAUUACCCUCAUGUGCUAGAGUAGACCCUCAUGUGGGAGGGGCCUGAUCAAGAUCAACGGCUGCCCGAUCCAGCCGGUGCAGCCGGAGAUACUCCGCUACGAGGCUUAGGAGCCGAUCCUCCUCCUCGGCAGGCAGCGCUUCUCGGCGUUGACAUGAGGAUCCAGGUCAAGGGUGGGGGCCACACCUCUCAGAUCUACGCCAUCCGUCAGAGCAUUGCGAAGGCCCUGGUGGCCUACUACCGGAAGUACGUGGACGAACAAUCAAAGAAAGAAAUCAAGGACAUCCUGGUCAGAUACGAUAGGACGCUCCUCGUUGCUGAUCCCAAGCGCUGUGAACCCACGAAGUUCGGUGGUCACGGCGUUAGGGCUCGAUUCCAGAAGUCUAACCGUUAGAAGUAGAAAAGGAGAAUGAAGGGAUAGAUGGAGGUUUCUUCCUCCUCUUCUCUUGUCGUGUUCUUCUUCAGCUCUCUUGAUUUUGGAUAUGACAUUAGAACUCCGCUAUUAAUUUUGGGAGAUUUCCAUAUUAUCAUUUCAGUGGUUUCGACUUUUAAGAAUCUUUUAUCUUAUGUCUGAUUGCGAGAUAUUACGAUGUUUUUAUUUUUUUUAU
Molecule: messenger RNA, 766 nt
Organism: Magnolia sinica
Lineage: Eukaryota; Viridiplantae; Streptophyta; Magnoliopsida; Magnoliales; Magnoliaceae
Product: small ribosomal subunit protein uS9-like
Exons: 1
Coding region: 190-552 (120 amino acids)
Biological process (GO): translation; maturation of SSU-rRNA from tricistronic rRNA transcript (SSU-rRNA, 5.8S rRNA, LSU-rRNA)
Cellular component (GO): ribosome; cytosolic small ribosomal subunit
Molecular function (GO): RNA binding; structural constituent of ribosome
Source: RefSeq, a predicted model, not a curated record